This is a messenger RNA of Klebsormidium nitens, 2651 nucleotides long. NCBI's taxonomy places the organism in Eukaryota, Viridiplantae, Streptophyta, Klebsormidiophyceae, Klebsormidiales, Klebsormidiaceae. The record is from the annotation of a GenBank genome assembly.
GCUCGGCUCGGGAACAGUUUGAGCAAGGUCCAAGGAUUUGUGCGCUGCCGUCAAGAGUCUGCGCAAAAGCAAGUGUGCAAAACACUUUUUGAGCAUUCGAGGGCGCUGUUGCAGCGAGGAAGAGGGGGCAAAUGCAGGAGAGCACAUUGCACUUCAAUAACGGUACACCGGCCGCACUGAGAAGGAAUAGAGGCAAUCUGGCGCGCUGAAGUUAUUUGACAAAUUGCCCUGCAGUGUUUGGAGCAAAUCUCUGAUGGUAAAACUUGAAGCUGAGGGUAUAAACAGUUGACGGGCACACGCUGCAAGGAAGUUGCAAAAAACAAUAGCGGUCCUGAGCUAUAACUUAAAUCUUCAUCAGCAUACGGCUCUGGUUGCCAAAGGCACCCUCCUUCCUGACACAGAAAGUUCGAUUAAUAAAGUGCCAGCAGUCCUGUUUUACAUUCGACUUGGACUUAGAGAGUGACUAGGGCAUCGAGCUAGCUAGUUGCCCCUGUAAGCUGCAAACUCAAUUGAAGCAGCUUUGCUCCAAGCUCAACCGGCAACUGGUCACAGGAUCUUGCUCAAAAGAAGAUAUUAUGUUACACAACCACAGUGAGCGGUUCCCAUCAGCAAGGGAAAGGCCACUGCAAACGUGCGGCUUAGCAGAGUCCGCUGAAAAAGAUGGUUGUUGAGAGGGAUCUGUACCAGGCCUAUGACACAAUUCGGAACGAAGCCUAUCGAGCAAGCUCAAACAAUCUUAACAUCUAUGUAUCAGCCAACGAAACAGACUCCAUCGUCUCACUCAGAUUGUUGACGGAACUUCUGAAAGGCGACACAAUCACUUACUCAGUUUUCCCAGUAAGCGGUUAUGAGGAUAUCCAACGGCAUGCGGACAAGGGGAUCAGUCAAAAUGAUGAGUACUGCUGCGCCAUCCUGUUGAACUGCGGUGGGACAGAGGACCUCGCAGCCAGGCUCAACAUAGGAGCAAAGACAACUCUAUUUGUGAUCGAUAGCCACCGCCCCCUCCACCUGCACAACUUGAGCAGCAAGAACAAGCAGGUGGUUGUUGUAUAUAAUGAAGAUGACGCUGCAGAUCAGGAUAAUGCAUACCCUGAACUUGCGGACCUGAUACGACGGUCCGAUCCGGCCAGUGACAAUGACUUGACCGAAGACGAGGACGAGGAGGCAAGCAGUAGUGAGAGUGACGAUGGCUAUGCAAGUAGCGAUCAUGAGGGACCCUCACAUCGGCCAGAGAAGCGGCGACGAAAAGUGGGGCCUGGGGGAACCUUUUCACCGGUUGGACGGAGAAAAGAGAGGCAAGAGUGGCAAAGGCAAAAGAGCGAGUACUAUGCCCGGGGUUCGUUUUACGGGCGGGCCUGCGGGUUGACGUUGUACCGGAUGGCGCACCUUCUAAAUAGGACCAAAAACGAGUUGCUAUGGUACGCCAUCAUUGCGGUGACAGAUCAGUUCAUCCAUGAACGGCUGACCCUGGAAAGGUACCAGCAGGUCGUCAUUGAGCUAGAAAAGGACGUCGAGAUCGCCUCAGCGGACGACAACGUCCGGAACCCCUCCCACGUUAUCCUGGAGGACGGCAUCCGCAUCAGGAUCGGAGACUUCCACCGGAUCACCGCAGAGGACGAGCCCCGCUUGAUGCUCAUGCGGCACUGGACGCUCUACAACUCCAUAGCCUAUUCGUCAUACGUGGCUGCCAGGCUGAAGACGUAUACGGAGAGGGGUCGGCGGCAGCUGAACCUGAUGCUGGCCGACAUGGGCCUGCCGAAGAAGGAGUGCGAGCAGAAAUUUACGCACAUGCAUCCGGACGUCAAAGGUCGGUUGAAGGAGCAGCUCGAAAAGCUAGGCCCCCGCUUCGGCCUGGACGAGCUCUUCUUCCGGAGCUUCCAGCUGUCGCACGGCUACACGUCAGUCGUGUCAGCGGCUGACGUUGUGUACGGCCUGACGGCGCUCCUGGAGAUGACCGAGUACGAGGGGACCACGCAGAUGGACAACUUCUGGUCGGCCGUCAAUGCGCUCACCAAUCGCGUCGACCUGAACCACGGCAUCGAGCACGCCAAGACGGUCCAGGUUGCCACGAUCGACCAGGGCAGUUUAGCGAAGCAAAGCAAGAGAGUCCACUUCGGCAAGUACUUCAUGACGUUCGACCUGGAGGAUCCCAAGGACACGCGGAAACUGGCGCACCCGCUCGCGCUCUCCAAGCUGACGCUCUUUAUCAUGGACAUCAUGCUGGAGAGCGGCAAGAAGCGGAAGCCGGCUGUGUCGUGGGCCCGGAUGCCGGGCACCGACCGGCUGCUCGUGGUCGGAGUCCAGCCGCGACCGACGCUCGGAGAAGCGACGGGAAACCAACUCGGUAUCCUAUUUCACCGGGUAGCGGAGGAGCAGGGCCUGGAGUACCACCACGACGGGUUCGAGACGGCGUGGAUCAUGAUCAAAGCGAAAGACAAGCAGAAUUUUGAGCUCGCUCUGCACGACGCUAGCAUAGGGCGCAGGCAACGGAUACCAUGAGCUCGUGUAGACCGAUUGAUGAUCCAGAGGAGCCUACAUUCAUGUACACCGUAGUCCUCCGAGCACGACAGACAAAGACGGCCUUACUUUCCGCAUGCUCAAGCGUUCUAAUUCUACAUCAUCAAUGGCCGAACGACGCCGUUGCACGUGGG